UAUUUCCGCCCCGCCUGUUGUUUUCCGGGGCCGGAUGAAACAAUGGCGGUAGGGGGUACCGACAUCCGUGCCGUAGACGUGGAGGAGGAUGCGUCUCAGCUGGUUUUUCCCAAGGAAUUUGAGACUGCUGAAACUCUUUUAAAUUCAGAAGUGCACAUGCUUCUGGAACAUCGGAAACAGCAGAAUGAGAGUGUAGAAGAUGAGCAAGAGCUUUCUGAACUGUUUAUGAAAACCUUGAAUUAUACAGGUCGCUUCAGCCGCUUCAAAAAUAGGGAGACUAUCGCUAGUGUCCGCAGUUUAUUGCUCCAGAAGAAGCUCCAUAAAUUUGAGCUGGCAUGUUUAGCUAAUCUGGGUCCUGAAACAGCUGAAGAGGCCAAAGCGUUAAUUCCCAGCUUAGAGGGUCGGUUUGAAGAUGAAGAGUUGCAGCAAAUCCUUGAUGACAUUCAGACCAAACGAAGCUUUCAAUAUUAAAAUGAAUUGCUAGAUUCUUCUACAAUCUGAACAGUGGGGAUGGGGAACUUGUACUUGUUUCUGUGUACCCCUGGAGAAAUUCUGUCUUUUGAUAAUGGAGAGGCCAGUACAGAUUAAUGCAGUAUUUUGUAUUCCUGCCAAGUUAUGUUUCCUAGCUUUAUGAACCUCUUAGUGAUAAGAGUUUAAACAGUUGUAUGACAUGAAUCACAGAACUUUGGAAAGUUUUAUCUGAUUUGAAGUGAAUAUUAAACAUAACUUCUUCAUCCUAGGAAUGCAAAGAAUAUUUUGAGGUCAAGUAAUACUAACUUGAAUAUGUCAUGUGUAAAAUAGGAGAAAUAUUACUAUAUUUAGUUCAUAUUACUAUUUGAGAAUUGUAACAGUAGAAUCAAGAUAAACCUGUGGGGUUUUGUUGUGCUUGUUCAUGAGACUGAGCUCUCCUUCAAAAAUAAUUGCAAAUUAAAGUAGGAUAUUUUUAACUAAGGUCUUGUAAAUGUUCUUUUUCAUUGUUUUUAUAAAUGGGAAGGAAACACCAGUAAGCAAAAAGAAGGGGGCUGCUGAUUUGCUGUAUGUUGAACUAUUGCUAUAUUAAAUUAUGAUAUAUGCAUUGCUAUAAA
Candoia aspera is the source of this 1085-nucleotide messenger RNA. RefSeq names its product RNA polymerase II subunit D (gene POLR2D). The coding region runs from base 43 to 471 and encodes 142 amino acids. Gene Ontology annotation, cellular component: RNA polymerase II, core complex. Gene Ontology annotation, molecular function: translation initiation factor binding; nucleotide binding. NCBI's taxonomy places the organism in Eukaryota, Metazoa, Chordata, Lepidosauria, Squamata, Candoiidae. Gene Ontology annotation, biological process: transcription initiation at RNA polymerase II promoter. The record is from RefSeq and is a predicted model, not a curated record. The transcript is spliced from 4 exons.